CGUCAAAGUGAAAUUACUAAUUUUGCUUUGCUGCGAAACGAAAAUUGAUUUGACUUAAAAAUGUCCAUUGCAAAGAUAUUUGCACUAGAUAAGGUAGCCAAUUUCUUCAACAUCAUACGCCAAAAUGGAGGCAUUCGGGGUUCCCUGUGGAAACUAUACCGUCAGGAUGAACUAAAGGACGGUACCCUAGUAGGCGAAGACAAGUUCGGCAACAAGUACUAUGAGAACCCCCGCUACUUCUACUCCCGCAAUCGCUGGGUGGAGUACUCUCCCAACUUCCACAUGAACUAUGACGGCAGUCAGGUCCCCGCUGAAUGGUUCGGCUGGCUGCACUAUAAAACCGAUCUUCCCCCACACCAGGACCCCAGCCGCCCUAAAUAUGACUGGAUGCUCUAUGGCAACGAGAACCUCUCUGGCACCCAGGGCCAAUAUGUACCCUACAGCACCACCAGGCCCAAGAUCGAGCCCUGGGUCCCUAAAUCCAAGGAAUAAACUGUUAUACAGUCUGGCAGUAAAGAGUAGAAAUAGAGGGCGCCACUGAGCGUAAGAGACAUUGUGUAAUAGCCUAUUAGCGCAUACUACGCUCACUUUUGGGAACCCACUAUUUUUAGGGUCCCGUACCCAAAGUGUAAACAUUACUAUGACUCCGCUGUCCAUCUGUCUGUCACCAGACUGUCGAGAUUCUCUUUAAUUAUUACCAUUUGAAAGAAAGCAAGAAAGAGAAUACAUUUAUUUAUCGCCACAACAUAUUACAUAUAUGAAACAAAGACAUACAGACAUAAAAAAACGCUAAAAUAGGACCGUACUCGGCAUAAUGCCGCGGCAAUUCGUGGCGCUGGUUUUCAAUGGGGACCUGAUUUAAAACUAUAAUUUCUACUCUUUACCACCGAACUGUACCUAUAUGUUCCAUCAUCUAUUUUAGUGAUUUAAUAACCUUUAAGUACAUAUGUAUUUGUCAUGCUACUUCAGCCAACUUCAGUACUUUUUGUACCGAGACUGACUGAAAUAGCAAUGCACGUUCGAACGUUUCCGUGAAAAUACGAUGGAAAAUAAUUAUGCACUACAUCUGAAAAUCAAAUUAUAGGUUAUGUGUACUAAAGUAGGAAGGUAGAUCGUAUGAUUUGACGAUUCAGCCAUCUUUAGAAUACUAGCACUCUAGCAGUUUUUACAUUUUAGUUUUAAGUAGAAAAUGGAAUAAAUCUAUUUAUACGAG
This is a messenger RNA of Cydia fagiglandana, 1213 nucleotides long. It is a transcript of the gene ND-B17.2, whose product is annotated as probable NADH dehydrogenase [ubiquinone] 1 alpha subcomplex subunit 12. Bases 61 to 492 code for a protein of 143 amino acids. Gene Ontology annotation, biological process: response to oxidative stress; mitochondrial respiratory chain complex I assembly. The record is from RefSeq and is a predicted model, not a curated record. Gene Ontology annotation, cellular component: membrane. The transcript has 4 exons. NCBI's taxonomy places the organism in Eukaryota, Metazoa, Arthropoda, Insecta, Lepidoptera, Tortricidae.